This is a messenger RNA of Carassius gibelio (silver crucian carp), 2681 nucleotides long. RefSeq names its product cytoskeleton-associated protein 2. Lineage: Eukaryota; Metazoa; Chordata; Actinopteri; Cypriniformes; Cyprinidae. The coding region runs from base 213 to 2054 and encodes 613 amino acids. Gene Ontology annotation, cellular component: microtubule cytoskeleton. The transcript is spliced from 7 exons. The record is from RefSeq and is a predicted model, not a curated record. Gene Ontology annotation, biological process: negative regulation of microtubule depolymerization.
ACAAACGGUUUUCUCCAAUCCGACAGCUCGCCGCGCAGCUGAACUCAAAUCUUUUUGAAAGAGCGUGCGCUGUCUGUUUUUGAAUGUGAAGAAGAUUUGUUGAACAAAUUCAGUACUGAGACUUUUAUACUGGUCUUACCUGACUGAUUGAAGAAGCAGCAGAUAACGGGAAGUUCAUCAUCUUUGAAAAGCUCCACUGCUAGUUGCACAGAAUGAAGUCGGUGGUGAGAAAGAGCAAUAAGGAAAACGCUAAACCAGUAUGUAGUCCAAAAAAACAAGUCAUCAGCAGUAUUGUAUCAAAACAAAAAGUGUUAUGUAAAUCUGCCCCCCUUCAGUCAAAGAAUGAUCUUAAGGAGGAUAUCUCUGGAACAAGAGAGAAAGAAAAGGUUGUUAGAUCGAAGGCCAAAACUAAUCCUGAUCCCUCAGAGCGUAGCACACUAAGCCAGGCAUUCAGUACGCAGCAGACUGUAAGACACAAAAAGCUUGUGGAAGAAGUUCAUAAACCACCCUCCACUGUCUCUGCCAUCCAGAAAUCCAAACCUGGCACAUAUAAGGGUCGGGUAGUACAGUCUAAAAUCGACUGUUUCAGAAAAACCAGUGGUGACGUGAAGACCACAGAAAAGAAAGCGAUUUCAAAACCAGAUGUGAUCAGACCAAAACUUGAAUUGUCUAAAGUUCGGUCCAAGUCUGUUACUUCCCUAUGGGCAUCCACUAAACCCAAAGUAAACUCUGCUUUGUCAUCUAGACCGAAAUCUGUCUCUGAUAUCCAGCUGAAUGCCCCUGAAAAAACAGUCCAGAAGUCCGUUUCCCAUAAACGGAUACCACAAAAGUUCCCAGGUACUGUCUCCCAAGCAGGUCUCCGUGCUCCUCCCAGGUCAGCCCCUUUAGCUACAGGGCGCUCAGCCAUCAGCAAACCAAGCACCUUAAAGAAGAAAGAGAUGACCGUGCAGGUGGAGAAACCCAAAAUAGCCACCACUGAACAGAAAGUCCGCAGGCCUGUCACAAGUACAGUCAGCCAGUACAAAUUACAAGUAGAUACGGCUGAAGAGAGAAGAGCAAAGCUUGCAAUGUGGCUGGCAUCUAAAGGAAAAGCUCUGAAGAGGCCUCCGAUAUCAGAAAAGUUGACAACCUUUUCACUAAAACCAGCUCCACAGCCUAAAACAGGACCUAAAGGCACAAUUGGUUCCCAAUCUCAUCAUGUCGUCCAGACUGAGGCUGUAAAUCCAACUGCUGCAUUGAAGACUGACAACCAGACUAAUGAUAUUGAAGUCCCUGACACUAAAACGGUGUGCUCUAGGAGAUCAAGCACUAUUAUGAAUACCACACUAGACUUGCUGAACAACAGUGAUACGGAUUUGCCAAUCGACACAGAGAUAAGGAUGGAGUCGUUGGUUUUGAACUUGUGUGAAAAAUUGGAGGCAAUGGAGACGUCCUCGUCAGGUGAAGAUGAUAUACAUUUUGACAAAUCCGAUAUGGUGGCAAAGAAAAGAAUGGAAGUGCAAAUGGAGGAACAGGAAACCGAUAAAGUGUUUAAAAUUCUGGAAGAGGAGGAACUGGGAGAUGAAGAAGACCCAGAGAGCGACCUUACAGAAGACACGAAGAAGGCUGUCAUAGAGAAUAAGGAUAAUGAUCGAGAACCUAUAGAGAAGAAGCCAUUUGCGAGUGAAGAUGAUGACAGUGAUGAGGAGUUGAAGAGCACCACUCCAGAAAUGGCGGGGUCAUCCAUUGUAAAAUACAAUGUGAAAACAACUCCAUAUCUGCAAAGUGUGAAAAAGAGAAUUGAAUGUGAAACGACCCAAGGCAGUGGCUCGCGACGCAAAAGCACCAUCAAAGACCUCAAGUUUCUGACGCCCGUGCGGCGAUCAACACGAAUCCAGCGGAAGUCCUCUCGUCUGCCAGGUAUGCUGAAUGACCACGAUACAUGCGUCUCCUCACUGGCUGAGCUGGUGCAGACUGAAGAUGCAGAUGCAAAUGUUUACAUCUACAGAAAAAACCCAGCACUACUGGAGGACCUGCCAGAUCAGCCUGAAUACUUAGCAAAAGUAUUCAGUUAAGUAUUAUAAGCUGAUGUUGAUGAUCAAAAUUGGACAUUUAUAGCAUACGUAACACCUACAUGAAGUAUUCUAUGUGAUACUAUUAAAAUAGUUUAUUUAAAUAUUUAAGUUUUUGUUACAUUGGGCUGCUAAACACUAAUCUCUUAACUGUAAUGGCUUAACUGUUUAAAGACAAUAAUUUGAUUUAUAGGCAAUAUUAUAAAAAGUUAACUUCUAUGCUAACAAGGCUCAUGCAGUAUAUAAGAGCCUCUUCAUGUUUUCUUUUACAUUUUAACACCACUGCUUUGUUCAUUUUGUGAACCUGGAAGUUGAAAAAAAUGACAUGGCUGUAAAAAUUAUGAUUUGUUUUGUUUUUGUUUGUUUUGAAAAAUGAACAAACCAAAGAAUGUUGCAUUUAUCUGUAAUUUCUCUUCAAGAUUUUUAAGAUGCCGUCAAAUUGUCUAAACCCACAGUAAAGUAAUUUAAUUAACUAGACUUAAUUUCUACAGAGGAUUUCAUUCAUCCCUUAGAAGUUACCAUGUCUUUUUAAAGGCAAGAUUACCAUUCACUGUAUUUUAAACAUAACUGUGAUCACUGAAAUAGUGACUGUAAGACAUUUUAAUAAAGAAUAUAUCAGUGCAAAAUAAA